GGUGUUUAGAUCAGAGUCAUAUAGCUUUGAAGGGAAAGUAUAAUCAUGUUCUCCCAUGGGUUCAUGUCAGUGUUCUUGCAGCUUUGUAGACUUACAGUGCACGCAGCCUAACUCAUACUAUUCCAUGACCAACCAUAUUGGAAUCAUAUACUAAAACUUUACCUGUCUAUUUAAUCCCCCCAACCCACCAUGUGGUUCUUCCAUAGGAGACAAAUAUGGCCAUUUCUUUUCAUUGGUUUUGGGGCCUAUUCCUCUUACUACUUUCACUUUAUUUUAUUCCCUCACACUCUACAUAUCACGUUCACAUUGUCUACUUGGGGCUUCCCCAAGUCCAAGAUCCUCUUCUCACUACCAAAUCACAUCUCCACCUCCUCUCUAAUGUCUUUUCUAGUGAACAAGCUGCAAAAGAUUCUUUGCUGUACAGCUACAAACAUAGCUUUUCAGGCUUUUCUGCAAGGCUCAAUUCUACACAGGCAGCCACCUUGGCCAAGAUGGAAGGGGUAAUAUCAGUGUUCAGGAGCAAGACAUUGAGAUUACACACUACUCGAAGCUGGGAUUUCCUGGGUCUUACCUUGGAUCACAGUAAAGGAACUCCAUUUCAGCUAACAUAUGGUGAUGAUGUUGUGGUUGGAAUCUUUGAUACAGGUAUCUGGCCUGAAUCGGAGAGUUUCAGAGAAGAACCCGGAAUCAGACCGAUUCCAUCAUGUUGGAAAGGUAAGUGUGUGAAAGGAGACAAGUUCGAGCCAUCUAAGGCAUGCAAUAGGAAGCUAAUCGGUGCACGCUACUACGUCCGAGGCUUCGAGGAUGAGUUCGGUCCCCUUAACACCACUGGGCCUAAUGCCGAGUACCGUUCGGCCCGAGACGUAUUGGGCCAUGGUACCCAUACUGCUUCCACAGCCGUGGGCUCUGUUGUGAACAAUGCAAGCUUCCUGGGCCUGGGCCUUGGCAAGGCCAGGGGUGGAGCUCCAAGGGCGCGUUUGGCCGUUUACAAGACGUGUUGGAAGAAUGGGCUGGACGGGAGCUGCUCUGAAGCCGAUGUACUUGCGGCUUUCGAUGAUGCGUUGUGUGAUGGAGUCCAUGUAAUCUCGGUGUCGUUCGGUGCAGGGGUGGUGCUGUUGCCGUUCUUCGCAUCUAGUGCGGCUAUUGGAUCGUUCCAUGCUUCCCAAUUGGGCGUUACCGUGGUCUUCUCCGCCGGAAAUGAUGGGCCAACUCCGGGUCUUGUUGAAAAUGUGAGCCCAUGGGGGAUUUCUGUGGCUGCCUCCACCAUUGAUCGCUCCUUUCCCACUCUCUUGAGCAUAGACAACAAUGCCAUUUCCAUUGUGGGACAAAGCUUCAACGUGAAACAAAUGAAGUUGAAAUUAGUGGAUGCAAGCAACUAUUUUUUUGAUGGGGUUUGCACAAGAGAUAACUGGAGAGGAAAACGAGCCUCAGGUGGGAAGUUGUUUCUAUGCAUAUCUACCAUGGCUGGGUCUAGUCUUGAAGCACAGGUAGCGGCUCGCAUAGCCAAUGCAUCAGCUUUACUCAUAGCAGAGCCUAUGACCACCCAAUUACCUGAAAUUGAUAUCCUUCCAACCAUCCUUAUUGACAUCAACCAAGGGACUCAAAUCUCCCAUUACUAUGCUACUUCCCCCAAGCUUCCUAUAGUACAGAUUAUGCCUAGUGAUGUUACUAUUCGCCAAACACCAGCACCUACACUAGCUUAUUUCUCCUCCAGAGGCCCAACCUCACUUUCUACAGAUAUUCUCAAGCCAGAUGUAAGUGCACCUGGAGUCGGUAUCUUGGCAGCAUGGCCACCACAGUCCCCACCAUCUGGGUUUCCCUUUGAUCACCGCUCUGUGAAUUGGAACUUUCAAUCAGGAACAUCCAUGUCAUGCCCUCAUGUUUCGGGGGUGGUAGCACUUAUCAAAUCACUACAUCCAAAAUGGUCUCCUGCAGCCAUUAGGUCUGCUCUCAUGACUACAGCUUACACAAAAGAUGCACAAGAAGAUGAAAUACUAGCAGGAGGAUCAAUGGAAGUUGCAGAUGCCUUUGACAUUGGUGCAGGUCACAUAAACCCCUUAAGGGCAAUCGAUCCAGGACUGGUUUAUGACUUGAACACAGAGGAUUACAUUGUCUUCCUUUGUAACAUUGGCUACUCAAAAGAACAAAUAGAGAGCCUUGUUCUAACACCAGCUUCAAGUAGUGUUGAAACUGAUUGUUCUGAAUUCACAUAUCUCAACAACAACAACAACAACACUAGUAGUACUAAUGCUGCUGCACACCUCAACUAUCCUUCAAUCACAGUUUCGGAUCUUCGCUCUACAGUUACGAUCAAGAGGACAGUACGUAAUGAAGGUGGGAAGAGAGGUGUUUACUUCGUUAGAGUUGAGAAUCCUAAAGGAGUUGAUGUUUGGGUUUGGCCAAGGAUCCUUGUUUUCAGACGUGCAAGGGAAGAAAUCUCAUAUUAUGUGACAUUAACACCUCUUAAGCAAUCCCAAGGGAGAUAUGAUUUUGGAGAGAUUGUGUGGUCAGAUGGCUUUCAUCAGGUCAGGAGUCCAUUAGUAGUUAGUGUAAACACUACUACUACUACUACUGAUCAUGAGGAGGAUUUUAUAACUACUGAUUCGGCCAUCACUGCUCAGUACUCAACUUAA
This is a messenger RNA of Telopea speciosissima, 2633 nucleotides long. Its product is annotated as subtilisin-like protease SBT3.18. The transcript has 10 exons. Lineage: Eukaryota; Viridiplantae; Streptophyta; Magnoliopsida; Proteales; Proteaceae. Gene Ontology annotation, molecular function: serine-type endopeptidase activity. Gene Ontology annotation, biological process: proteolysis. The record is from RefSeq and is a predicted model, not a curated record. The coding region runs from base 216 to 2633 and encodes 805 amino acids.